GUCCUAGACAACACUACUGUAGUUCUGUACAUGUUUGAUUUGAGUUCCUGAUGCAAAAUUCCAUGUUCCUUCUUUUUCUUCUCUCCUCCCUUAAUCUAAUGUUCUUCUCUUAUUUGGGAUUUGCUCGCCACCUGAUCUGACGCAGCCCCAUGCGCCAUCAAGUAAGAACAAACUAAGUCCAAGUGGAUUGCAGCAGUUCGGGUGCGACGCGGCGCCACUACCACGUGCACAUUUCUACUACUCUAUCGCUGUCGAGUCAGUACUUUAAAACACAGGUAGUAUAUCCAUCCAGUGACCUAACUAACUAGCCAGUUGAUAUCCGUGAUUUUUAUUUAUUGUUAUCAUGGAAAAAAAGAACAAAUUCAACUCCUUAAACAAACUAAUACGCUACUAAUCGGAGUUGGAAAACCGUAUCGAAAAUUGUACCUGAAAAGUUAGUGGACCUGUUUUUUGCUAUAAUUGGGCAUGAUUCAACUAUUUCAUACCACAAAAUACCAUCGAUUAAUUUCACUAUCAAUUAAGUUUUUCUGGUCGAACCACCUAUACGAUACGAUUUGUCAAUCCUAGCUCCUAAUCCAUCCCCACCCUGUGUUUUACAGCAUUAAAUAUUAAUCGCAUCUUCUUAUCCCUAACUAACUCUUUCUAUAAGUACGAUCCCAAAACUGUAUGUCUUCCUCCUUACCAAAGCGAACAAAACGAAAGAUUAAACAAAACAACAGAUCAAAAUCCAAACAACAAAAACCCUCCUCUCCGGUCUCCAACAUUGACAUGGACGCCGCCGCCGCACCUUCCCCGCACCGUGACCAGCUCUCCGUCAUCCUGCCACGCGUCCUCAUCGUCUCCCGCCGAACCCUCCGCAAGAACAAGUUCGUCGAUUUCGUCGGGGAGUACCAUCUAGAUCUGAUCGUCGGAUACGGCGCCGUCCCCGUCAUCGUGCCACGCGUCACCGGGGUCCACAUGCUCCUCGACAGCUUCGAGCCCAUCCACGGCGUCCUCCUCUGCGAGGGCGAGGACAUCGACCCUUCCCUCUACGCCGCCGACGCCGACGCCGCCGGCCUCUCCCCGGAGGAAUUCGAGGAGGUGAAGCGCCUCCACGCCAGCGACACCGCCGUCGACCGCGAGAAGGACUCCAUCGAGCUCAGCCUCGCCAAGCUCUGCCUCGAGCGGAACAUCCCGUUCCUCGGGAUCUGCCGCGGCUCCCAGGUCCUCAACGUCGCCUGCGGCGGGACGCUCUACCAGGACGUCGAGAGGGAGCUCUCCAAAUCUUCGGCGGGAGGAUCUGUCGCUACGAAGCACAUCGAUUACGACAACUACGACGGCCACCGGCACCCGAUUGCGGUGGCGGAGGGGACGCCGCUGCGAGAUUGGUUUAGGGAUUCGUUGGUGGAGGAGGAGGAGGGCGGCGGCGGUGGGGAUGGAAUGGGGAUCUGGGUGAAUAGUUAUCACCACCAAGGGGUGAAGAGGCUGGCCCAAAGGUUUGUGCCGAUGGCGUUUGGGCCUGAUGGGCUUGUGGAAGGGUUUUAUGACCCGGAUGCUUAUAACCCGGAGGAAGGGAAGUUCAUUAUGGGCCUCCAGUUUCAUCCCGAGCGGAUGCGGGACCCGGAUACCGACCGGUUUGACUAUCCGGGUUGCCCCAGAGCCUACCAGGAAUUCGUGAAGGCUGUGAUAGCGUAUCAGAAGAAGCUGGUGAGCGGGAGCACAAGCAGCGUGGGGAAAGCGGUAAAGCUGGACGAAGAAAUGGAGGAGAAGAGGAAAGUGAUAGUGAGGAGUUUCUCGAUCGCCCGGCAUAUGUACUCGGCCGUAAGCACCGGCCGGGAGAAAAAGAUGCAGCAGCAGCCAUCGACGGAGUCAGAACUCAAAGCCGGCGCCGAGUUCCUCGAGUCGAACACGGCGCUGAGCGUGCAGCAGGAGACGAGGCUGAAGCAGAUGGGGGCGACGGUGAGGAACGGAGGGUCGUACAUCCAGCGGCUGAAACUGAACGAGGAGAGGGAGAAGCUGGCGAGGAACGUGAUGGGGAAGAUGUCGGCCGACCAGCUGUCCGAUCUCUUGUCUUUCUACCACAUGAUGUCCCAGAUUUGCUCCGACGUAUUGGAGAGGAAGCUCCAUUUCGACGUUGCCUUGGACUGACGAUUGCUUGCCGUUGGAGUGUGCUUUGUAAAUAAAGAUCCAUCUUUUUUUUUUUUUUCGAUUUCCAGAAAUGAGCGAAAUUGUUUGGCUUUUGAUGCGUUAAUUCACAGCCCAUCCUUCUGUAGUUUGUACUCAUGCAUAGUCUUCUUAUCUCAGAUCAUAAUUAAGGUACAGAGUGACAUUCAAUUUUCAAAUAGGAUACAAAAUUCCUAUGAAUCAAACAAUUGACGGGGGAAAAAAAAUUAUAUCUUCAUGAAGAUGUAGGAAAGGUGAAUUGUCCAGGCUCUCUGCAGUAGACUUCGAAAAUGAAACACUAGAUUAAUA
Linum trigynum is the source of this 2451-nucleotide messenger RNA. NCBI's taxonomy places the organism in Eukaryota, Viridiplantae, Streptophyta, Magnoliopsida, Malpighiales, Linaceae. The record is from the annotation of a GenBank genome assembly.